Clupea harengus (Atlantic herring) is the source of this 1704-nucleotide messenger RNA. RefSeq names its product G protein-coupled receptor 183b (gene gpr183b). The record is from RefSeq and is a predicted model, not a curated record. Gene Ontology annotation, cellular component: membrane. Gene Ontology annotation, molecular function: oxysterol binding; G protein-coupled receptor activity. Lineage: Eukaryota; Metazoa; Chordata; Actinopteri; Clupeiformes; Clupeidae. Gene Ontology annotation, biological process: G protein-coupled receptor signaling pathway.
GAGCGUGUGUUUGUGCCGUCCCUCGCCUAACUAAGUGUUCCAGAGGAGCGUGUGUUGGUGCAGUCCCUCGCCUAACUAAGUGUUCUCUCUGUAUGCCAUGCUUCACCACUGAAAAAAUACAUACUAUACCUAGGAUACCUAUUCCACCAGUAGAAACACUGGGCCCCUUUCCUGUGUUACACCACACCAUGCUUGGAGCGGAGGUGAACGACAGUGACAUCAGCGUCAGUGAUGCCGGCGUGAACUGCACGGGCCUGUACGACCACCGGAGCGUGGCACGCGUGGUCAUGCCACUGCACUACACGCUGGUGUUCGUCCUGGGCCUGCUGGGCAACAGCCUGGCACUGCACGUGAUCUGGACGAGGCGGGUUAAGAUGAACGCCACCACGCUGUACUCGGCCAACCUGGCGGCGUCCGACGUGCUGUUCACGCUCUCGCUGCCGCUGCGGGCGCUCUACUACGCGCUGGGUUUCCACUGGCCUCUGGGCGAGGUCGCCUGCAAGUUCACUGGCAUGCUCUUCUACAUCAAUACGUACUCCGGCGUGAACUUCAUGACGUGCCUGGCGCUGGACCGAAUGGUGGCGAUGGUGGGCCCUCGCCGACUGACCCGGUUCAGGCAGAUAGGCACGGUGCGCUGGGUGUGCGUGGGCGUCUGGGUGCUGGUGGUGGGACAAACACUCCCCCUGCUGGGCAUGCAGAUGACACGCGAGGAACCCGACGGCAGCAUCUCCUGCAUGGAGUACCCGAGCCUGGAGGCGAGGGCGGGGAAGACGCUCCCUCACACCCUCAUCGGCGCAGUCACACUGGGCUACGGUGUGCCCGUGGUAACCAUCCUGGUGUGCUACUCUGUGUUGUGGCACAAGCUCUGCAGUGUCAUGCGCGGCAACCAGCUGACGGAGCGCUCGGGUCGCAGCCAGAAGGCCAUGGGGGUGACUGCGGCGGUGGUGCUGGUCUUCCUGGUGUGCUUCUCGCCGUACCACCUGAAUCUGCUGCAGUACAUGAUCCGGAAGCUUCUGUACGAGCCCAGCUGCGCGGAGUUACGCUCCUUCCAGGUGUCGCUGCACGUCACCGUCUGCCUCAUGAACCUCAACUCCUGUCUGGACCCCUUCGUCUACUUCUUCGCCUGCCAGGGCUACAAGCACAAGGUGUUGAUGUUGCUCAAGAAGAAGCCAGUCCUAUCCAACAGCAUCUACACGUCCCCCGAGAGCUCCUGCUCCAAUCACAACCGGGAGAACCGCUACAGUGUCCGCGUGCGCCUGAACAGUGUCAAGGGCAAGGACGAGUCGUUGUGAUGGCGACUCAGCCAGAGGACUCAAGCCCGGUCUGAGCCAAAACAACUUUGAGUGUUUUCUAAAUUCAUUCUACCUGAUGACACUUAUGAUAGUGUCAACGUCAGUAGACGAAACAGUUUUUUGGUAUGUAUGCAGUGCAAUUUGGUAUGAAAUGCAGGGCAAUGCAGUAUGCCAAUGCAUUUUAAAGGCAAUGACUAGUUGACCGUAGGUUAACAGAGUAAACCAUCUAUAAUGUGUAAGCAGGGUCAAACUGUUACACUGCUGGGAACAGAUGUGUGAGACUUCUGUAACUAUACUCUAUACUAUACAAUGCUAAGUACAUAAUGAUUUCAUAGUAUAGUCUGUAUUAUAGCUUUGAUAAAUAAUUUGUUACUUUAAAAAUGUGUCAAUAAAAUUGAGAUUGCAUUACUUG